Micromonas commoda is the source of this 610-nucleotide messenger RNA. RefSeq lists its product with no specific name. Gene Ontology annotation, biological process: protein K11-linked ubiquitination. Gene Ontology annotation, cellular component: anaphase-promoting complex. Lineage: Eukaryota; Viridiplantae; Chlorophyta; Mamiellophyceae; Mamiellales; Mamiellaceae. The transcript has 2 exons. The record is from RefSeq and is a predicted model, not a curated record. Bases 245 to 460 code for a protein of 71 amino acids.
CCGAACUUGAUGGGUUCGGUGCGCGGGUGCUGAUAUCGAGGAUACCCUCGGAUUGAACGCUCGACAAACGUCGGGUCGCGAACUUCGAUGAGGCUCGCGCGCGACCGAGUGGCGCGUCGCGCGCGACGGGGGUUCCGGAAUACCUCGUAACAAUAAUUGUCCCGUCGCUGUCGGCGGUUGGCAGCCAAACGCAGGCGGGUUUUUGAACUGGUCUCCUCACCACUCCACACCGGCGAGAGGCGAGAUGAGCGGCUCGGACGCGACUGUGACGGUCGCCGGACCGCUCCUAGACAUCGUCGACGACGAAUGGCGCGCGGAUACCCUCCCCUUCGACGAGAUACCCUUGCCGCCCGGCGUCGCCCCUCCCACGGACGACGUCGAUGAUAACCAGGAGAACAUCGGCAAGCCGCAACCGGAGAAGUGGAACGAGCUCGCCCUCGCCUCACUCGCCAACGCGUGAUGGGGUGACGAGACGGCAUCCAACGGGCACCUCGAGAGCGGGCGACGACGAAGGGGGGUGAACACUUACUUAGCGGAGGAGGAUAGACGAUGUAGACCACGGCGGCGGAGACGGCGGCGGCGCGUACAAGUAGUAGAGAAUUAACGAGUC